CAUGUUUUUUAACCUAACAAUGUGUUGUGAUCACAGGUGUGUAUCAAACACAAUAUAACAUGAAGUUACCAUUUUGAAAUAGAUGUAAACAAUUCCUAGGGAAAAGCUUAACAAACGUGAAAAAGUUCAUAUUGGAAUGCUGAUAAUGACUGACAGGUCCAUAGAAACAAGUGAUUCGGUGAAUUUUUACAAUUAUCUUUGCAAGAAGAUUGGAUCUGAAGAGGUCGUGAAAAUUAGGAGGUUGACUUUCCUUAUUUAUGACAUUGCACAAAGUGAUACGUUUAUAAGUAGUGGGAGGAAAGGAGAAGGACUCAACCUAAAAGGCAGUGACAUAGAUGUUAUGAUUGUAGAAAAGAGCAUGAAGGUGUAUGAAUCAGAAACAGACGUUGUUAUUGAAAAAAAAGUGGCAGCAUUUAUUAUGAAUACUGACGACACACAACCAUGUUUUACACAAUUAUAUCUUCUAACUCAUCACCAGAAUUAUACACUAAAGGUUUCCGAGUUACUUCUAAAUAUGCUACAAAAAAAUCAGCUGGGAUCUGUGCUUUCAAGUGAACAAUAUAAGUUAUUUAAAAUGUCAAAAUUUGAAGCAUCACAUAAUUCAAAAAUUCAUGGUCCGUGUGUAACAGAUGGAGAUGAUAAUUAUGAUUGUGCAUUUUGUCUUAAAUGCGACACAUGGAUUUUUCAAGCCCAGCCAUGGGUGAGUAGACCGCGUACAGCAUGGCCUUCACCUGAAUUAAUUUCUAAAAUAAUAUCUUGUGGUGUGCUUUUUGUUCCAAUUGGCUACAAGGGAUCAAUAAAUGAAAACAUUGAAUGGCGAAUUUCAUUUUCUGUAGCGGAAAAAAUUCUGAUAUUUUCCUUCAGCCAUACACAAUUAUUAUGUUAUGCUAUGUUAAAAAUCUUGCUGAAGGAAAUAGUAGAUAAACAUGAGGAUUUGAAAGGUCUAUUGUGUUCAUAUUUCUUAAAAACACUGAUGUUUUGGAUUUCAGAAGAAACAGAUCCAUAUGCAUGGAGACCAGAUAAUUUGAUACCAUGUUUUAUGGCAUGUCUGAAAAGACUGCUCUACUGUGUACGAUAUUCAAUAUUGUCACAUUAUUUUAUUCCUGGAAAUAACUUGUUCUUUUUACGGUUCAAUACGCAUAACAAGUACAAAUUAACCACCAUACUCAUGAAUUUGUAUGGAGAAGGAAUCAAUUGCUUUGCAUCUACUGAUACCCUACAAGAUCAACAAUACCAGUCCUACGAAAUCAAAAUGUCGUUGAAUAGCGAUAACAACAUAUAUUUACAACAAUUGAUGCCAACAUUUUGUUUUCUUCGUAAUGUGUGUUAUGAUAAUAGAGUUAAUAGAUUUUGGAAACUGUUCUAUGAUUUUUCACAUCACUCCAAAACUAAUUUAUCAAGUGGUCUAUUUGCUUUACAACUUUCAGCUUCAUUUAUGCUAGUUCCGGAAGCAUCACAAUAUCCAAAAAUCUCAGGAAACAAAUGCCAUUACGUAAGGUACAAACAUGAUCUUAGUCAUUUAAUGAUCGGUUUACAUUCAGAUACAGUAUCAGGAUUGCUGAUGUUAGCUUCUUUCUUCUAUGUUCAUAAAAAAUACUUAUCUUCAUUAACUGUAAUAGCAUAUACAUUGAAGAAAUGCAUGGCAGAGAACAUUUAUCUUGGAUUAUUCAAUAAUAGCAAACUUGAUCCUAUCAAACAACAUGUAAUGAGACUGGUGAAAAGGGAAAAACUUCAUACAAUAUUAAAAUCAUUAACAAUUUAUUCUUUUCGACUUGAGCAUAAUUCAUCAAUAGUUCCACAAGAAUUACAACAAGAUGUGCAAAGGAGGGGUACUAUAUUUCAUCCGUUGCCAUAUGCACAUUUCCUCAGCUUUCUAUGUCACUACCAUCGACAUGACAUUACAUCAUACCAACAGUCUUUACAACAGCUAGUUUAUGUUGAAUGGAUUAUAUCAGAUUGUCGUACUUUCGUUUCACGUCCUGAUUCCAUAAAUUCAGUUAUUAUGUGUGGAAUAGCUCACCUGACUUUGGGUGAGUCAUACCCUGCUAGAAGAGCUUUCGAAUGUGCUGCUAGGCUUGAUAAGUAUAAUGAAACUAGUGCAGCAUCAAGGCUGUUCAGUUUUAUCGGAUGUUAACAGACAUUUGGUUAACAUGCUUUUUUUCUCCAUAUAAUUUUUUAAAGAAAUAUUUAAGCAAUAAUAUUAAAGGCAAAAGUAGUAUACUACUGUUCAAUAGUCAAUGGUACCGGUUUUAUUGCACCAGAUUCAUAAUAGGAAAAAAACUUAUUCAAUAUUUUUGGAAAUAUAAAAUUUUGUUGUAAUAACCUAUUGAAAUCCUAUAUUUUAUUGUAUUUCAUUGAAAAUGAUACAAAUGAGAGCCUUAAUUUUAAUAUUUUUGAAAUGAUUUUUGUUUUCCUAACUAUUUAUUUUCCUAAACAAAUGAUUAAGAAAGCCAGACUUUUUUGAAAAAUAUAUUUUAGUUUUAUCAAAAUUACUUGAUUUAAAAACAUUCAUGUACCUAGAGGUAUAAUUUAUUAUCUCUCUCUAAUUAGCUGAAUUAACACCUGUUGAACAAGAAAAUUUAACUGUUGUAAAAACAGUCAUUAUAUAGUUUAAAAUAAAACAAAUAACAAGAGGU
Molecule: messenger RNA, 2636 nt
Organism: Mytilus californianus (California mussel)
Lineage: Eukaryota; Metazoa; Mollusca; Bivalvia; Mytilida; Mytilidae
Exons: 2
Coding region: 137-2134 (665 amino acids)
Source: RefSeq, a predicted model, not a curated record